UAUUUGUUUCCUUCUUCGUUCAUUCUACAGUCUGAUCAGCGGUAGAAGAACAAUAAAAUCGCUACUCCGAUCAUACUGAACAAUGUCGUCGCUCGACAUUGACGGAAUUUUGGCGAACACGAAGGAGCUCGAUCGCCUGCGGAAGGAUCUGGAGGAUGUUGUUCUUGAGAUUAACAAGAUGCACAAGAAACUCCUCGCUACUCCUAAGGUGGUCGAGAAGCCUGGGGAUAAUUCAUUGUCAAAACUAAAGCAUCUAUAUACUCAAGCAAAACAACUUUCAGAGGAUGAAGUGAGCGUUUCCACAACCUUAUUGGGUCAACUUGAAACUUUGCUGCCUGCUGGACCUCCUGGGCAACCAAGGAGAAGGAUAGAUAAAGCGAAAAGAAUGAAGGCAGAUUCAGAUAAUGCUCGCCUUUCUCCUGCCAUGAGAAACCUCGAGGCAUGCGCCAACCUGAAAGAUGAACAGGUGGCAGCCAGGGUGACGCCAGAUGGGGCUGAGAAGGAUGAAUGGUUUAUUGUAAAAGUGAUGCAUUUUGAUAAGGAGACAAAACUAUUUGACGUACUAGAUGAGGAGCCAGGCGAUGAAGAUGAAGGUGGAGGGCAGAGAAAAUACAAGUUACCAAUGUCAGCCAUCAUUCCCUUUCCAAAACGAAAUGAUCCUUCUACUGUCCCUGAUUUCCAACCUGGAAGACGAGUUUUAGCUGUUUAUCCAGGCACAACCGCUCUUUAUAGGGCAACAGUUGUCAAUGGUCAUCGCAAGAGGAAAACAGAUGAUUACUUGUUGGAAUUUGAUGACGACGAGGAAGAUGGGUCGUCGACAUUGCCCCAGAGAACAGUGCCCUUCCAUAAAGUUGUAGCCUUGCCUGAAGGACUCCGCCAGUAAGCUACGUGUAUUUAUAUUUAUAUUUGUGAAUACUACUAUAUAAGCUUGUAAAUCGUAGACCAAACAUUAUGCAUUAUUCUCUCUGUCUUUAAAUUUGAGAAAUGAUAAUGUAUUCAGUAUCA
This is a messenger RNA of Cucurbita moschata (crookneck pumpkin), 1005 nucleotides long. RefSeq lists its product as uncharacterized. The record is from RefSeq and is a predicted model, not a curated record. The transcript has 9 exons. Gene Ontology annotation, cellular component: SAGA complex. Lineage: Eukaryota; Viridiplantae; Streptophyta; Magnoliopsida; Cucurbitales; Cucurbitaceae. Bases 83 to 883 code for a protein of 266 amino acids.